Messenger RNA from Poecilia reticulata (guppy), 4212 nucleotides. Its product is annotated as receptor activity-modifying protein 3. The record is from RefSeq and is a predicted model, not a curated record. Gene Ontology annotation, biological process: regulation of G protein-coupled receptor signaling pathway; cellular response to hormone stimulus; calcium ion transport. Gene Ontology annotation, cellular component: signaling receptor complex; cell surface; membrane. NCBI's taxonomy places the organism in Eukaryota, Metazoa, Chordata, Actinopteri, Cyprinodontiformes, Poeciliidae. Gene Ontology annotation, molecular function: coreceptor activity.
AGAGAGAGAGAGAGAGAGAGAGAGAGAGAGAGAGAGAGAGAGACUCCGUCUCUGAGACUGGAAGAAGUCGCGCUCGGGAAUCUGAUUUCUCUGCGUUUGUUUUUCUUGUUUUAUGUAUGCAUAUUUUUUCCUCUUCUGUUUUGAAUCUGUCACGUGCUGUCUUGGCUCAUGACUGAACGCGCUCAACAUCUGGGAUGAUUUCAAUUAUGGGUCGAUUUGGGAUAACAUUUCCCCGGAGCCGCCGCUGAUGGUUCAAUCCCCGUCCGACCCGGUCCUCGCAGCGUGAUGGAUACAAAUGAGUUCGUCGUGCUGAAACUUUUAUUUUUGGCCUUUUUGGUUAAUACUUGGAUGAUGAGCGGGACGUCAGCCUCUGACACGUUCAACUUGGAGCCCAUUACCUGGCAGAGGAGGCUCUGCAACGAGUCUCGUCUCCGGUGGGAGGUGGAGGUCUGCGGGGAAGACUUCAAGCGGGACAUGGCUCACGUAGACCCGGAGCAAUGGUGCAACCUCACAUACUUCAUGAGCGAGUAUCACCUCUUCACGCUCUGCACAGAGACCAAGGCCCAAAGCGUUGACUGCUACUGGCCCAACCCGCUGGUGGAGAGCUACAUCAUCCACAUACACAAGCACUUUUUCUCCAACUGCACAAUAGAGGAGGUGAUAUGGAUGGACCCGCCGGACGACACGCUCACCAUCCUCAUCCUCAUACCGGUUUUCCUCACCUUGGCCAUGAUUGCUCUGGUGGUCUGGUGCAGCAAAAGGAGCGAUCUGCUGGCGUAGGACAUGAGAACACAAGAUGGAAAGGAAAAACUCAAACGAAGGACCAAAAUCUCUUCAAUUUGUAAAAUAGAUUUUUUUUUGGGCGGGGGGAUUAAAUGGUCUGUUAAUAGCACAGUAAACUAACUUAAUCUCUUGUUACCAGGGGUGAUGAAAAGCUCGUAUGUAUCAAAUCGUAGAUCUUGUCCCCUCUGAGGCAUUGUACCAUGUACCAAUGGCUCGUGUGUUUCUCUGUAAAGUUGCUCACUCUUUUGUUCAAGUGAAAGGAGUUGAGGGCAUAUUCCAAAUUAAUCCCUAAUCUAGUGUCACAAUACAAGAGAAUUUCAUUCAUAAGGAAUUUGACAUUAAGUGUUCACUUCUUUUUCUCGUCCUUGUUCAACAUAAGUGCAUAUUUCCUGUUCAAAUUCAUUUGGUGGGGUUAUUUUUCCAGCGUUGGAUUCAGUGUUCUGAAAAGAUUAAGGUGUUAAUCUCAUUGCUAGAUUGUGUGAAAUUGGAAUGAGAGACAGGAAUUUCAUUUUAUAAUUUAGCAUGUGUUCAACAUGAAAAUACUGAUUUAAGUCAAUUAAGACUUGACUUUGGUUUAAAGUGGCGAUUUGAAUUGGGGCAAAAAAGUAUUUAGACUUAAAUUGGACUUUCCCUCAAAUAGUUGAGAUCUGACUUGGACUUGUCCCUAAAAUAGCUCACUUGGUCUUAAGACAAAAAGAUUUGAGAACUGAACUGAACUUGCCUUCAGAGACUCAAUAAAUGUUAUUUUUAGAGCAAUAGCCUUUAGACUCACCUCUAGAAGACUCAAGCCUUGACUUGGAUUUGGAAGAAACGCGACUUGUAGACGCCUGUGGAAGAAAUCAGAGCUGAUGUAUUUUUACACAUUUGAACCAACCAAUCUUUGGUUCAAGAUUGGACAAAAAUAUUUUGACUCCAUGCAUUUGGUAUCUCCUUACAAUUGCUUAACAAGAUCAAAGAAAACAAAUAUUGUCUGAAUGAGUCGUAAAAUGACGUUUUCUUAAAACCACUACUGUGCUCACUUGAAAUGAACAAACAAGAUCAGAUUUAAGCUUUAGAGAGAUUAUUUUUUAUUUCUUUUAUGUUUUUUUUUUUUUUUACCAAAUGUGACUAUUGAACUUGCGAUUUCUGUGUGUCUACUGUCUUUAUGCUAACCCAACCAUCUUCCUUGAGGCUUUCCACGUUGAGACUUUAAAUAAUCAAACUCCUUGGAGGUGACAAGGACGUGGGUUGUCUUGAUCGACCCUCACUCACUGGGUUGAUUUGCCCAGAAGGACAAUUCUGUGCUACAUUCUCGAAAUCUCUUGGACGCAGACUUUUGACCCUCGAGAUUCCUGCCGGAGAACUGCAUCGCCGCUGAACACCAAAGCAUCCGAGAGACCGACCUCUACGCCGAUGGGAGAUCUUAGUCACAAAGGAUGCUGUAUUGAAAUAUUCUAUCAUCGCACUGUAUGGUUCCCUGGAAGGAAGCCAAAGUUGGGAUUUAUACUGUUUCGAGGAAUGCGAUGUUUAGUGCUAAAUGACUGAAUGGAUCUUCACCACUGGAAAGAGUAAAUGUCGUAAUGACAAGGGAAACACUGCGAUUUAUAUAUUUUGAGACUUGAAUUUUCAGUUGGACGGAUCCCCAAAAGUCUGUUUUCGUAGCAGUGUAACUUAUAAGAUGUUGCCGUUGAAAUAUUAGUGCUCACAAAGGUGAGUUAUCGAUAGAGGCCAAAAUCUGUCUGUGCUGUCUACUGUAUCUUUAUUGCUUUUCCACUGUUACUCAGACAAGAGAUGCACGCUGUCGGUUUACCACAGAACAACCAAUUAUUAAUUUGACUCCCUGAGCCUUUUCAGACCCAAAUAACUCUUAACUGAAGUCAUCCAUGACUCUUACGCCAUCAUUUUUUGGGUAUCUUGGUAGUUCAAGUGUGAUGAAAAGCGUCCAGCAUAGAGAGCUUUGAUUUAAUGUCCAAAAUUAACUUCUUUUUUUUUUUUUUUUAUCUUAUCCACUCUACUACGAAACUGUAGUUCCAGUAGGAUUAGCUCAUUGCUAGCUUAGAUUAACAAAAGAUAAAUCACACUGAAUCUGCUCUCUCAAACUAAACAGAGUUUGAGCAGCAAUAUGUUUUUGCUGCAGAUUUUUAUGAAUCAUAAAUUGUCCGUAGCUGCAAAUGUACGGUAACCUAUUUUUAUGACUAGGAGAGCCAUGUGGGAAUUUGACUUGGAUCUAAAUCACCUUUUAAACUGAGAAUCUGACAUUUAUGUGUAAUUUUGUGUUACCAAAAGUUUAUAAAUGCACACUUCUAACUUCAAGUGAGAUGUAGCAUAAGCUAGGCACUUUUCUUUAUUCUGCAUCAAUGAAGGAUCACUCUCUUUCAGUAAGCGUAGCUUCUGGAGCUUUGAACAGAAACCAUUAAUACCUGUUUUGGAACCAUCAAGCAUUUUCAACACUAAAUUGUACACUGGAUAUAAAUGCCUGGCAUAACUAAAAGCAGAAAGUCAGCUGGUUUGUCAUAAAUGUUUGAUAGGACACAAUGACAUUUAGUUACUGAUCAAACAAACAGAAAAAAAACCUCUGUCUCAAAGUCUCUGUUCAACUCCACACAUUUAUUUUGCAAAGGAUUCAAUUUUCCACUUGGUUUGUGCUCAGAAACACAAUCAAACUUUUUUUUAAAAAUCAUCUUUCCAAGGUUUAAAAUUGAUCUUAAGAAACUCAAUUUCUGAUGUUAUGUGUGAAUCUGAUAUCUGGAGAUGAUUGUCUUUUAUAGAAACAGACAACAGUGAAGCCUCUUUCAAUCGUCCUUGAGCCUUAGUCUGCUUUUGUCAUGCUCUAAUUCUCUUCUUUAAUUUUUGAUGCUUAUGACAGGGUAGAAGACUUUUUCAAAACCGUUUCAAAGACCAUAAUAAUGUUGUAGCAUUGGCCAUAAUUUCUCCAUUCAAACACAUUUUUGGGACAUUUCACCAGGGAAUAAAUCUUUCUGGGUUUUUAAUUGACAUGAAGGAAUUUUUAAGUGGAAAAUCCCCAAAAGAGGAAUAAGACAAGGAAGAUUAUGAAAUAAACUAUAUAUUUAUUUAGCUGUAGGUGUUGAUGUAAUAAGCUGAGAAAUAUUAACAUUUUUCUAACUUAAUUCUUGAGGUGUGAUAUUAUCUAUUUAUAUCUUAUAUGAACUUAAUGUUUGUUAAUGCUUCAAGGUGUGCUUUUGGUGACCUUUUCUUUUUCACAAGUUUUUACACGACGCGUGAAAUCUGCUUGCUGAUUUGCCUUUGACCAGCUUUGCAUGAAGCCCUUUGAAUGGGAGGAUAGUGUUCAGGGUACAGCAGUGUGUCAGAGCCACAGAGGGAAAUGAGAAGCAGGACGGAUAGGGAAGGGGUAAAAAAAAAUAAGAAACUCCCCUUGAAAUGUUGUCUUUUCUAAAUAAAUAAUAAAUAGUCAUGUUGUGAUGUGUCUCA